Babesia microti strain RI is the source of this 270-nucleotide messenger RNA. RefSeq lists its product as hypothetical. Bases 1 to 270 code for a protein of 89 amino acids. The transcript has 3 exons. Lineage: Eukaryota; Apicomplexa; Aconoidasida; Piroplasmida; Babesiidae. The record is from RefSeq and is a predicted model, not a curated record.
AUGUUUGGAUUAACUUGCAGACGGUUGUUAAUCCGCAAAUUGAUUAAUUCCAGGGCUAACCAUACAAUGAAUAGUGUUAGGAACUAUUCAGAUCGCCCUGCAAUUGCCCGUCUAAUCGGUCCCUUUUACGUUUUUCUAUCUCCUAAAAUCCUAACAACCGCAGGAACAGUACUAGCAUUUUAUCUACUGUUACUAUUUCCAUUGGACCCAUUGUUUUUCAAUGCAAGGAAGAUUAAACGUAUAAACGAUGAGAAAACUAUGAAUUCAUAG